AUGGGUCUCGUCAACGCAAAGAACACCGUCCCUGAGAAGCAGCGCUUCUACCAGGCUGCCUACAAGGCCCACACCCGCAUUUGGAGGAUCAACCCCCGAAGCACCGCGAUGUACACUCCCUUCGUCUUCAUCCUGUACGGAAGCGUCGCCGCUUCCACCUACGCCAUGGGCCGCAAGGUUCUGGGCUACAACACGUGGUUCGGCAAGGAGUAA
Thyridium curvatum is the source of this 213-nucleotide messenger RNA. RefSeq lists its product as uncharacterized. The record is from RefSeq and is a predicted model, not a curated record. NCBI's taxonomy places the organism in Eukaryota, Fungi, Ascomycota, Sordariomycetes, Thyridiales, Thyridiaceae. Bases 1 to 213 code for a protein of 70 amino acids. The transcript is spliced from 4 exons.